This is a messenger RNA of Nicrophorus vespilloides, 2146 nucleotides long. Its product is annotated as caseinolytic peptidase B protein homolog. Gene Ontology annotation, cellular component: mitochondrion; cytoplasm. Bases 170 to 1981 code for a protein of 603 amino acids. Gene Ontology annotation, molecular function: protein binding; ATP binding; ATP hydrolysis activity. NCBI's taxonomy places the organism in Eukaryota, Metazoa, Arthropoda, Insecta, Coleoptera, Silphidae. The transcript is spliced from 9 exons. The record is from RefSeq and is a predicted model, not a curated record. Gene Ontology annotation, biological process: cellular response to heat.
UAUAUCAUUUGAUAUAGUUUGAAAGCUUCCUAGGGUACCUGAUUAUAUACAAAACAAUUAUAUUGAAUAUUACCUCAAUCAUUUGUUCUUAAAGGAUAGAAUUUAUAGGUUAGAUUCUUCACAAUAAGCUUUAAAUAACCAAACUAAUACUGACAACAACGGCUGCAAGAUGUUGUUGAGGUUGCGACGCAUAUUUCAUUAUUCGAAACGUGUGGAACUUAGGAACAUCAACAUUAACAAAAAAACAGGUCCAGUUGUAGCGCUUUGCCUUCAAUCUAAUCAUAAACGAAGAGGAUGCUUCCAUUGGCUGCAACCCGGGGUAUUCAACUGUUUCGCUGUUGGAGCCCUAGGUGCCGUCUACUGUCACUCCUUCAUCAACAACACGCAGCACGUUGAAAAGAGAUUCUUCCGCUCUGUCCAGUAUGGCAUCGACGAGGAAGUUGGAAAAUUGCUUUCGAGCAAUCAGAUAGACGUGAAUGCUAGGCAUCAUCUGGGCUGGACCCCCCUGAUGCUUGCUGCAGUUAAUGGUAAGCCUAAUAUCUGCAAAGUGCUGCUAUCCAAAGGAGCUGAUCCUAACUUGGGAGAUAUGUACUGCAAUCCACAGAGGACUGGACAUGAGCAAGGGUUACACUUUUUAGAAGUGUUGAUGUUAAGAGAUGAAGAGUUCUGUAGUAGAUUGAAUAACAAGGCGACGUUCCUGGGCUUUACUGCUCUGCACUAUGCAGUACUUUCUGAUAAUGUGGAGGUGGUGAGAAUCCUUUUGGAGGCCGGAGCUGAUCCCAUGCAGGAAAACGAUUCCGGACACUCUCCGGGAGAUUACGCUAAAGAUGGUAGCGUUGUCAAAGACAUGCUGAAAGAAUAUUCGGCAAAGUUUGAUAUCUUGAAGAAGCAAAAGGAGCUUGAAGAAAGGCGCAGGUUUCCUCUGGAGCAACGCAUCAAACAAUACAUCGUUGGACAAGAGAGCGCAAUCACCACGGUCGCAGCAACGGUGAGGAGGAAGGAGAACGGCUGGUCCGACGAUGAUCAUCCUCUUGUCUUCCUCUUCUUGGGUUCCUCGGGUAUCGGUAAAACGGAGUUGGCCAAGCAGUUAGCCGCAUAUAUUCACAAGAAUAAACAAACAACGUUUAUCCGAUUGGAUAUGUCCGAGUAUCAAGAAAAGCACGAGGUCGCGAAGCUGAUAGGAGCACCGCCUGGCUACAUCGGUCACGACGAGGGCGGCCAACUCACCAAGAAGCUAAAGAAAUGCCCGGAAGCUGUGGUACUCUUCGACGAGGUAGACAAGGCUCACCCAGACGUUCUAACCGUUCUUCUGCAGCUCUUCGAUGAGGGUCGUCUUACAGAUGGUCAGGGUAAGACCAUCGAAUGCAAGGAUGCCAUUUUCAUCAUGACCUCAAAUUUGGCUUCCAACGAAAUCGCGCAACACGCGCUCGAUAUUCGCAAGGAGGUUGAGAUGAUCAAGAAGGAACGCUUCGAAAACACUGAUGAUGUUAGUGAAGUGCAGAUCUCUAGGAAGUUCAAAGAUAAAGUAGUUAAGCCUAUUUUGAAGAAGCACUUCAAGCGCGAUGAGUUUCUAGGCAGAAUUAACGAAAUCGUCUACUUCCUGCCUUUUUCCAGACCAGAACUGUAUCAAUUAGUCGAUAAGGAGUUGCAGAUAUGGGCGAAAAGGGCACAAGAAAAGCACAAGAUCGACCUCAAGUGGGACCGGAGCGUGGAAUCAGCUUUGGCCAAUGGUUACGACGUGAAUUAUGGGGCGCGAUCAAUUAAGUACGAGGUGGAGCGACGAGUUGUCAACCAAUUGGCGCUCGCGCACGAAAGGGGUGUGAUCGGAUGCGAUUGCACGGUCAAGGUAACGGCAGUCUGGCCUGAUAACAGCGAUCAGCCGGAAAUACACCUGAGCGUUAAACGGAAGGGUGUCCGUGAUUACGUGAACAUCGAGCAGACCAAAAGCCCUCUGAAGAACGUUAACUCUUCCUUUUGUUAACUUAACAUUCGCGUUCAUUAAUUACUUAUAUUUGAACGGUGAUGUCGAUACCUAUAUUAUUCUUUGUUCAUAUUAAAUCUUAUGUGUCUACCGCUAUGAGUAAAUAGUUUGUUAUAUACAUUCAUAGAAACAAAUACCCAGAAUAAAAGUCUUAAAAUGUGAAAA